Molecule: messenger RNA, 252 nt
Organism: Emericellopsis cladophorae
Lineage: Eukaryota; Fungi; Ascomycota; Sordariomycetes; Hypocreales; Bionectriaceae
Product: PPIC-type PPIASE domain-containing
Exons: 1
Coding region: 1-252 (83 amino acids)
Source: RefSeq, a predicted model, not a curated record
AUGUGUCAGCCCGUGGCCUACACGUACCCCCAGUGCGGCCACCUCGUCGCCUCACGCGACACAUACGACCUCCAACGCUGCAUGCGUGCGCUGUCCACGAACAUGGACUGCUGGAUCAAGCCAGACGACGCAAAGGCGCGGGUGGUGCGUCGCACGUGGCCCGGCCUGGCGCUGGGCCCAUGCAGCUCGUGUGCCAGGAUUGCCGAGGCGAAGAAUGCCUCGAUGGCCAACGCCGGCAAAACUGACAAUUGA